Cervus elaphus (red deer) is the source of this 503-nucleotide messenger RNA. RefSeq names its product small integral membrane protein 35 (gene SMIM35). Bases 1 to 258 code for a protein of 85 amino acids. The transcript is spliced from 4 exons. Lineage: Eukaryota; Metazoa; Chordata; Mammalia; Artiodactyla; Cervidae. The record is from RefSeq and is a predicted model, not a curated record.
AUGGAAGGUGACGACUCCAUCAGCACCUUGGGCCUGAUCCUCUGCGUGGGGCUGUCGCUGCUGCUCGUGUCCAUCCUGGGCUACAGCCUGGCCAAGUGGUACCAGCGCGGGUACUGCUGGGAGGGGCCUAAUUUUGUCUUCAACUUGUACCAAAUCCGGAACCUGAAGGAUCUGGAGAUGGGUCCUCCCUUCACCAUCAGUGGCCACAUUAGCAGUUCAGAUGGAGGCUACAUGAAGUUCUCAGACAGGCUGGUCUGAUGAGGGGAGUGUCAACUUUCUGGAGCCCCCAGAGAGGUGAGUGGAACAUUGGUGAGCUCCUGAUGUCCCAGUGAGUCUGAUGUCCCAGUGUGUUCCUCCAGUGGUCCAGGCACCCAAGCCUAGCACCAAAGAUGGCUUGGAACCCACGGAUGAUUUGGUUCAUCCUCUGGGGAGUGAGUGCUGUAGGGGAUGAUCUUGGGAGCAAAGACGCAGGAUCAUGCUGUCCCUGCCUCUUGCUCCUUUUA